Molecule: messenger RNA, 693 nt
Organism: Colletotrichum abscissum
Lineage: Eukaryota; Fungi; Ascomycota; Sordariomycetes; Glomerellales; Glomerellaceae
Exons: 1
Source: RefSeq, a predicted model, not a curated record
AUGCCCGCCUUCCAGCCGCCGAAAAUGACAUACGAGAAAAACAAGGCCUGGAGACGAAUAGCUAAGCCGGACUUUCACGAUCCAAAGAUGAUAUGGGGUGACUACUGGCGGCGGUUCAAUACGAUCGCAGUCCCACUCCUCGAUGAGGACGCCUAUUUUGCCGACAUCAUUGCUGCUGCAAAACACGCCGAGAAUCGUGGACACCUCGAGGAACUUCUCGCUGCGAAACACGAAGAGCGCCGCCGAGAUCUCGACAAUUUCAUCCGCGACAUCGCCCUUUCAUCCAUCACCUCCCAACAGCACUUCUUGUCUACAAAUACUCGCGAUGCGGCGCUCAAAAUCGGCCAGACUGGCAGUAUGGAUAGCUUCAUACAGUUCGUGUGUGGCGUUAUCUUCGGUUGGAGUAGGGCCGAGGAUAAGCAGCUGAUGCGCGUCACCACCGCCGGUGAUACUAGCACGGUUGGAAAUGGACCCGAUGCUCGAUACGAUGGCGAUGCGCGAGAUGAUAUUUCCGAAGAUGGAGGCGAUCCAUGGGAAUACGAGAACACAUUCCCCCCCGAGUUGUGCUCCUCACCUGGCUCGGACGAACAAGUGGACAACCCGUGGAGUCAGACUUUGCAGAGAGGAAUAAUUUGUCACGAUACGGACAAGACAACUUCGGAGCACCAAUCUCAGCCAUUAUCAUCCAUGGGU